Messenger RNA from Notechis scutatus (mainland tiger snake), 2259 nucleotides. Lineage: Eukaryota; Metazoa; Chordata; Lepidosauria; Squamata; Elapidae. The record is from RefSeq and is a predicted model, not a curated record.
GGGGGGGGGGGAGGCAGGAAAAAAUGCACCGAAGUAAGCCAAGGCUCCCUUCCUUUCAAGGAUCCCUUGGAGGAAACGCUUCAGGAGGUCUCCACUGCCGGCCCAGCUUCGCCCCAGGAUGCCGCUGCUGGUGCCUUACCUCGUGCUUGCUUGGUUCUCCACCUGCUUGGCAGAUGUCCAUCAGCUGGAGGCAGACAAAAUAAUGAAUGCCACACCUGUGGUGGACGGUCACAACGAUCUGCCCUGGCAGCUGCUGACAAAAUUCAACAACCAGCUGUCUUUGAAGGAAGCCAAUUUGCACAAGCUUCAAGACACUCAUACCAAUAUCCAGAAGCUGCGUCUCGGACAUGUAGGAGCCCAGUUCUGGGCAGCCUAUGUGCCCUGCGACACCCAAAACAAAGACGCAGUGAGGCGAACUCUGGAGCAGAUCGAUGUUGUCCAUCGGAUGUGCCACCGAUAUCCAGAUGUCUUUAAGUGUGUUACUGACAGUGCAGGUAUCCAGAAGGCUUUUGACACUCACCACGUGGCCAGCCUAAUCGGUGUGGAGGGCGGCCAUUCCAUUGACAGCAGCUUGGCUGUCCUGCGCACCUUCUACCUGCUGGGCGUGCGCUACAUGACUCUCACCCACAGUUGCAACACUCCCUGGGCUGACAACUGGCUGGUAGAUACAGCUGAAGAGAAGCCUGUUCACAAUGGCUUGGCGGAAUUUGGGGAGCGUGUGGUCCUGGAGAUGAACCGGUUGGGCAUGAUGGUGGAUUUGUCCCAUGUCUCUGUGGAGACGAUGAAGGCUGCCCUCAAGGUCUCCAGGGCCCCCGUGAUAUUCAGCCACUCCUCGGCCUAUGCCGUUUGCCCAAGCAGGCGGAAUGUACCAGACGAGGUGCUCCGCCAAGUGAAUGAGACACGCAGCCUUGUCAUGGUCAACUUCUACAAUGAUUACAUCUCCUGCAGCAGCCAUGCCACUCUGGCCCAGGUAGCAGAUCACAUGGACUACAUAAAGCGCGUUGCUGGAGCAAAGGCUGUUGGCAUUGGAGGAGACUAUGACGGGGUGCCCAGAGUCCCUCAAGGCUUAGAGGAUGUCUCCAAAUACCCAGACUUAAUUGCUGAACUGCUGAGGAGGAAAUGGACAGAAGAGGAAGUGAAGGAUGCCCUGGCCAACAAUCUGUUGCGGGUCCUACGGGAAGUAGAGCAGGUGCGGAACAGGAUGAGUUCCAAUGGAGUUGCUCCCGACGACACACCCAUUGCCUUCCAGGACCUGGGAAGAGGAUGUCGAACACACUAUGGGUACUCCAACCAAGGGCACCACCCGAGAGCUUUGCCUGCUGUGCUCCUAGCGCUAUUAUUGCUCUCCACGUUGAUGCAAUAGAAGCCCCGGGAUCUCCUUCCUCGUAGACUAUGAGGAUCCUGCGAGGUUAGGAAAGAAGCAGCACUUCUACGUCCAAUUCCUAUCACUUCAAAUUCUGUCCAAAUCUUGGACUAUUCUCUUAUUACCUCCAUUAACUUAUAUGGCAGUUAUCACAAUACCAUUUGUGCGUCUGUCACGGCUCCUCUUUCCCUAAUGGGAGGAGCAAGCCAAAUUCUGCUUUGAACUUUCCAAAGUAUUUGCUAGUCGCCUUCUUUGCUCUGCAUAAUGCCAGACCUGCAGGGUGGGGAGUACAGGGAGCGACACCUUAGGUCCUUCUGGGCUCUUUUUCCCCACCUUGUGAAGGACAGAGAUUGUAACGGAAGGGAUGACAAGAGAGUAAGCAGGUAUACAAUGGGGAAUGCAAAUCAAAAGCAAUGCCCUGAAUGUAUUCCCCAUCGCCUGUUUACUUCCUUGUAAUUCUCCCCUCCAGUGAAUGUAAAUACCAGCAUUAUUUCCUCUCUCGUGAAUCACGCAGCUGGGGUGGAGUGCUUAGGGGGUGAACAAAGCGAAGGAGUGAAACCGAUUAGUCUUGUAUUGGUUUUGAACAGACUGUGCCAGCGCUGGGGGCAGGUGGGUGGUGUGUGUGUGAGCAUUCAAAGGGCGGGGAGUGGCAAAAAAAGGGUGCAGUUGGGUUCUCAUCAUUUCCUGCUUAGCAAUUGCUUUCCUUAAUUAUAACGAGUUGCUGAUCCCAACUGUGGUCGCUAAAUGAGGACUACCUGCAUCACAUUGUAACAAUAAUGAGAAACAAGGGGUUGGCCUAGAACCAAGGGAGACGGUGAGUUCUAGUCCCACUGUUGGCUAACUGGGUGACUUUGGGCCCGUCCCUCUCAGCCUAACCCGCCACACAUAAUUAUCCU